AUUUGCUCCGGACACAGCAUUGCUUGGUUUCGUACGUAACGGUGCUGAUUCUGCUUACAUCACCACAUCAAUUCUAUCGCCACAUUUUUAUCACACUCCCUCUCUCAGGCGAUUGCCCCGCGGACGCUUCUUCUUGCCGGACGUUACCGGAGAAAGAUUAUUACCCAUCAUCGUUCAUCGCAUUCCUUUGCAACCAGAACCACGAGCCACAUAUUGCAACCGCCCUUGACGUGCUCAAUACUCUGCUAAAACCCUGAUCAAAACUCCCUAAACCCUCAAAAAUCAGUCCGGAUGACGUCGCUUUCGUUUUCACGUAUUUCGGUACCCUAUGCGGAUUCUUCAGUCAAUACGCCAGAAACCUCAGAAUCUACUGCUGUUCGCUAUCAGUCUGCUCGUAGCUGCCCUAUCAUGCAGGUUGUUGCGAGCAACUUACAGCUGGUGGCAGGGAGGCAUCAUGUACUGACUGGAGGAGAAGCCAAUAUCUGUCAGAGGUUUCGUGGGUUAAAACUGUGGUUAAUUGAGAGCCUAAAUCUUCAGCUUCCUAAUAUAAAACAUGGUUCAAAUAAAUUCAAGAAUACAGGGAAUCAAAAUAAGAAUCAAUUAGCAAAUCAUUGGGAAAUGACAUUAGUACAUGGUAGAAAGGUUUCUGAAGAAAAUUUCUCUGCAGAUAUGCACCUUGAUUCCAGUGGAAAAACAGUGAAAUCAACUUUGCUGCCUGAAAAUAGCUCUUUGGGUAAUCAUCGAUGUGAUGUUUCGGCAAAUAUGUCUACUUCCACUAAACCUUAUUCAAGUUCACUAGAGACACAUUCCUUUAAUGUCCUGGCUGAUGGUCAUGGAGGACCUUCACUCUCCAUUGCUGUCAUAGGGGCUACCGGUGAGCUGGCAAGGAGAAAAAUAUUUCCUGCAUUAUUUGCACUAUAUUACAGUGGCUUUCUUCCUGAGAAUGUUGGUAUCUUCGGUUAUUCGAGGAAGAAUUUGACCGAUGAAGACCUGAGAGCCCUUAUAGCAUCUACUUUGACGUGCCGCAUUGAUCAUCAAGAAAACUGCGGUGACAAGAUGGAAGCAUUUCUUCAUAGAACAUACUACCUUAAUGGAGGUUAUGAUAACAGAGACGGGAUGUCCAAGCUUAAUUGCCUGAUGGAUCAAAUUGAGGGAGUAUCUGCAGCAAACAGGAUCUUCUACCUUUCUGUGCCUCAAGAAUCACUUAUUGAUGUGGCAUCCGCACUUGCUGAUAAUGCCCAAACCCAGAGGGGCUGGAAUCGCAUAAUAAUCGAAAAACCUUUUGGCUUUAAUAUACUGUCUUCUCAACAGUUGACAAGUUCUCUUCUCUCUAAGUUUGAGGAGAAGCAAAUAUAUAGGAUAGAUCAUCUUUUAGGAAAGAACCUUAUUGAGAACCUCACAGUGUUAAGGUUUUCUAAUCUGGUUUUUGAGCCAUUGUGGAGUAGAGCUUACAUACGCAACAUACAGGUCAUUUUAUCAGAAGACUUGGGCAUGCAAACAGGAAGAUAUUUCGAAGGUUAUGGUAUCAUUCGGGAUAUAGUACACAGUCAUAUUCUCCAGACUAUAGCAUUGCUUGCAAUGGAACCACCUGUAAGUCUAGAUGGUGAAGAUAUUCGAAAUGAAAAGAUCAAGGUUCUCAGAUCAAUUCGCAAACUGGAUCCUAAUGAUGUCAUUCUUGGCCAGUAUAAAGCUAGUUCUGGGGACAAGAUUGAUGUAAAUUUGGAUGGUUUGACCCCCACAUAUUUUGCUGCUGCAUUAUACAUUGAUAAUCCACGUUGGGACGGUGUACCUUUUCUAAUAAAAGCUGGCAUGGGAUUGAUCAAACACAGAGUGGAGAUACGUAUUCAGUUCCAUCAUGUUCCAGGGAACAUUUACCGUGAGCGCAUUGGGCAUAACAUUGACCUUGCAACUAAUGAGUUGAUUCUGUGUGAUGUCCCAGAUGAAGCUAUCCUAAUCAAAGUUAACAAUAAGAUACCUGGAUUAGGGUUGCAGUUGGAUGCUUCAGAGCUUAAUUUGCUUUACAAGGACAGGUAUAAUGUGGAGGUGCCUGAUUCGUAUGAACAUCUCCUUCUUGAUGUCAUUGAUGGAGAUAGCCAUCUUUUUAUGAGAAGUGAUGAGCUUGCAGCUGCAUGGAAUAUUCUAAAUCCAGUUUUGCAAGAAUUAGAUAAGAAGAAUAUAUCACCAGAGCUCUAUGAAUUGGGAGGAAGAGGUCCGGUCGGAGCAUACUAUCUAUGGGCAAAGCAUGGGGUUCCAUGGGCAGAUGAUUAGCUGGGUUUUGUCAAAAACAUCUGCUGAGAAGAAAGCCCCUGACCUGAUAUGUGGUAAUGUUGCUCAUCAACCUCUCCUCUGGUCCAUGAUAAAUGAACACUUCGUACAUUCAAGACUUGGUCUAGCCAUGUUCUCCCUUUUCUUUGUUGUCCUUAUUGUAGUUUUGUGAAAUAUGAUGAUACGACUUAAUAUGGCCAUCUGUUCUAAAACCAACUA
Molecule: messenger RNA, 2484 nt
Organism: Tripterygium wilfordii
Lineage: Eukaryota; Viridiplantae; Streptophyta; Magnoliopsida; Celastrales; Celastraceae
Product: inactive glucose-6-phosphate 1-dehydrogenase 4, chloroplastic
Exons: 11
Coding region: 292-2268 (658 amino acids)
Biological process (GO): glucose metabolic process
Molecular function (GO): NADP binding; glucose-6-phosphate dehydrogenase activity
Source: RefSeq, a predicted model, not a curated record